AUGGCGCUGUCGUCGCAGGCCUUCAGUGGCUCAGGCGAAGGCAGUAGAGCAAUGUCGUCGCUGACCCAGUGGAAGGAAAGACAACAGCAGUGCGCCGAGCAGGUGGAUCUACAAUCGCUGCUGACCAACAUUCGCACUUCACUGCGCUCGCAAGGCCUUGUAGCAUGGGUAAACGUGAGUUUGGCGCUGGAGAAAGCACAAAGUGAGAACGGCGGACUCACCAAUAGUGUCCUCAAGCGUUUGCUGACUGAUUUUCGCGUGUCGAUCACAGACGUGGAUGUUUGGGCUUUAGUUCAGCGGGUCAACCAAAGCGCUGAAGAGGACGGCAGAGUGACAGCCGAUGCCAUAAGAAAUCUCAUCUUCGGGGCGUUGUCUGGAAGAAAACUAGAAUUCGUGCAAUCUGCGUUCGACGCACUGGAUCGCAAGGGUGUCGGAUACCUAUCACUUCAAGACGUGUUAGCAGCACAUGAUGCCGCACGGCAUCCGGCUGUUAUGUUUGGUGAACAGACAACUGAGCAAGCGGCUCGAGAAUUUCAGACAGCCUUCAUGACUGCUGCACGUCGGACGGGAACCGCUUUCGUAAGCUGGGCUCAGUGGCUCACGUACUUCCAGUGUGUGGCUGCACAAUCCCCCAGUGACGAGUACUUUGAAUUACUCAUGAAGCGCGUAUGGCGUGCGGACCUGCGGCGCUCACUUCAAGAAGCUGCUGGGGUAGCAGAUCUUAACACUCGAAUGGAUUCGAUCCCGCCGCCGACUCCAGCGUCAGUAGCCCCGGUCUCACUCUACCAGGCUCUUCAACAGAAUCAAAGCACCAGCAACAAAGCGAAAAUGGUUCUCUCCGUUUCCACUACAGCUUCUCCAAGAGAACAACACCGCUCCAAUAGUUUGAUACUAUCGCCAAUGGAUCCCGAUGCCUCACCUCGCGGAACGGUUGUGCACACUACCAACGAGUUUCUGAAAGGUUCUCAAUUUGCUGCUUGCCUCACUGAAGUGACGUCACCUACAUCGUCAAGUACUCACUCGGGGACUGGACCAUCCAUUGAAACACUUGAUCCUGGAGCGGCUUCGGUACUGCGUAAAGUGCAGUCUGGUCUUCGAUCUCGAGGAAUCCAGGCUCUUGUAGAGCUUGGACGCUGUCUACGCCUCAGUGAUACAGACGGCGAUGGAAAACUGACACUUGGCGAGUUCCGUCGUGCUCUUCAGACCUCACACGACGCUACAAUUGCAACGUCUCCUAACAAUCUGCCACUUAGUGACGCCGAUCUGCGUGGGCUUUUCCGACAUCUAGAUGUCGAUCGAAUGGGGAUUGUUCCGCUUGAGGCUGCGUUAGAUUUGGUACGCGGAACCAUGAGCAAUCGUCGCCUACGUCAUGUUCAUGCAGCUUACCAGGCCUUAGCCCGAGAGACCGGAACUGCCUUCCUAGACGCCUGCGAUGCCGUUCAACGGUAUGAUGCCAGUCGCCACCCAGACGUCAUUGCACAGCGCAAAAGCGAGGAGCAGUGUUUUCGCGAGUUCGUCGAGAACUUUGACAUGGACGAGAACAGCGGCGAAGGCGCUGGUAAGAUUCUACCUCGACAAUGGGAAGCGUACUACCACAACGUGAGUUUCCUUGUCCCUGACGACGAUCUAUUCGAGCUCAUCAUACGUAAUACGUGGCAACUACCCUCCAUUGGUAGUUCAACUCACAAGAACCGAGCACCCCCAGCAGUUCACACCGAAAGUCCGAUAGGAGGUACUUUUGCUGGAAACUCAGUGCGUCACCCGACUUUGACGAACGUCAACGGUGAAGUCGCGUGGCGUGGGAAGCGCAGCUCGGGCACUGGAAUGGCAAGUCAACAGGCCUUUGCCAUUCUUCAGCCAGACGUGGUAGACCGUUUGCCAGCAUCCGGUGUUGUUAGCCCUUCAAGUGCCAUGAACUUGGCACCUCCCGGAUCUCCUGGUGCAGCCAGUAAACAGUCCAAGGAACUUCGUCGCAUGAUUCAUUCUCUCCGUUGUGAGCUGAAAGAACGAGGUCUUGGAGGGUUUAUUACGCUGCAGCAGCAGCUUCGACGUGCAGCUGGGCGGUCAGAUGAAGACUACGUCGACGAACUCAACGAUGGCAGCGUCGGGUUUCACGAAUUUGUUCGCGCACUUAAAAGCAGUGGAGUGCAUGUCACCGGACGUGACGCACAGAGUCUGUUCUACCAUUUCGACAGUAACCACGACGGGACUAUGAGCGUAACGGAGUUCCUCACUGGUGUACGAGAACCCAUGAAUCCUCAACGCCAACUUGUGGUGCGUAUGGCAUUCGACGCACUCGAUCGCUUGGGUAGUGGUGAGCUUGAUGCUGCAGCUAUCGCUGAUACGUUUGAUGCCAGACGGCUACCCGAAGUCACGUCAGGUAGAAAGACUGAAUGUGAGGCACACGCAGAGUUCCUUGAUACGUUUGGUCUCCUUACUGAACGUCAACGUCAACGGCGCGUCAACUUUGAUGUUUGGGAGCGUUAUUAUGCUAAUGCAAGCGCUGCGAUCGACGAAGACGAGCAGUUUGAGCAAAUGCUUCGUAAUGCCUGGCACUUGGGACCUAGUCACGGUGGACGGGUAGCAGCCAGAGUUGUGGCAGUUGAAAAGCCUCGAGGUAUUCAUCGACAAGACCCUGGACGCUCCAGUGUACACGAGAUUCUGGAUCAUACAGCUGCGUAUACCAGCUCAACUUCAUCUGGUUCUAGUUCCAGUCCGAGUAUGACACUCCGACGAGCGAAGAACAAUGUGAGCAGCUCAAUCGCUGCUUGUCUGGGUACAGUUCCGUCAACACAGCCAUCGAUCGAGACCUCAGGUUUGACAUCACCUGGUAGACGUGAAUUUCAUCUCCACCCUGCCGGGGUGCAAGCCAUACUAUCCAGACUCAAACAAGUGCUGCAAGCUCAGGGAACGUCAGGCUUCUGCACUCUGAAUCGACGUCUUCGAGCCGUUCGAGGCAAUGCCAUGAACCUGCAGGACCUCCGUACUACGGCUGCCGACUGCGAGUUGACUCUACCGGGAGGUCUCACUGAUGCCGAUCUGCGUCUGUUGUUCCAGUAUUUGGAUAGCGACGGCGACGGACGAAUCGCACCCGAUGAAUUGAUCAACAUCGUGCGACCAGCGCUUACAGGACGUCGACUCGAGUGUGUUCGUGAGGCAUUCGCGAAAUUGGCGAAAAUAAGAAACAUUCGCGACGUGGAAAAAGCUUCGUUGGAGCCUAGCGACGUUGUGGAACAGUUCGAUACAAGUGCACAUCCCGAUGUAGUGGCAGGAAGACGAGGAGUUGAUCUCGUGUGUCGGGAGUUCCUGGAGUCAUUCGACGUUGAUGGUAGCGCUCAGGACGGCAAGGUGACGUGGGAACAAUGGCGAGGAUAUUACCACAAUGUAAGCGCUAGUAUCGCCUCAGACAGGGCCUUUGAAGAGAUGGUAUGCAGCGUAUGGCAUCUCGAUGGCAGCAACAUCAAGGUGGAUGUCGACACGGAACCAGCAGCUCCACCCCAGCAACAAGAUAACCAACGCAGCCGAGGAAAUGGCACAGCUUCGUCCUGGAAUUUUACGCAGCCUGUAGCGGCAGGGAUUCGAACCACCUCCACACCAACGGAGACUCCCGUGCAGCUAAUUAAAGAGAGGAAGACACUAUCGUUGAAAGAUGUUGCAGCCGGCACUUCGAUGACAAGUGAUGCCAAUCGGUCGACAACUAGAGGACCCCCUUUGGGUGUCGAAACUUCACCAACGUACGCUGGGGACUCCAUUCUUCACGCGAUCCGGUACCGUAUCCGCCAGAGCAACUCACUGGCCGACGUCGUACAGCUUCGCACUCGACUUAGCCAAUCGACUGACCCUCGAACGGGUAUCAUCACAAGUAUUCGCUGCUGUGAAGCUUUAAACGCUGCUCUAGGGCUCACUCUGGGCGAGUCUCAAGGCCACGCCCUGUUCGAGUACCUCUCCAAUUUCUCUCAGUCUAGCGGAAACGACAGCGCUGGUGGACGCUUCUUCCAGCAACACCGAGUCAACGGCCUCCCGUUACGAUUGGUACUCGACUUUCUGCUUGAGCGACUGAGUCCCGCGUGUCUUGCCAGUGCCAGGAAGGUGUUUACGGCACUGCAGUCGACGGGCAAUGAUCGCGUGUUCCCUGCAGCUCUAGCGACGAGUUUCCAGGCUGCGAAACACCCGGACGUCGUGCUGGGUCGCAGUUCGGCAGCGCAGGUUUUCCAGGACUUUGCGCUUAACUUUGAGGUGGCAGGAGGGGAUGGGGUUGUGACGUUCCAACACUUUGAGGCCUACUGCGUGAACCUGCGGGCUACACUCGGCAGCGAUGAGCUACUGCAGCUGGUACUACGCGACUGCUUCAGUAGUUAGUCUAGUCUACCUGUAGUCUGCCUGUUAGACGCAAGACACGCAACAGGCCUGACUUUUCCAAGCCAUUUCGGCAAUCGAACAGUUGAAGUUUCCUCCUGUUCCAGAGUGUUUCAUUGAUACCCACUGAAACCUCUUACAUUGUAAUACCUGAUUUAUCACAUAGGAUCAUCUUUGAAACUUUACUAUCAAAUGAAUCUGUUGUUUAGUACCCCGU
Molecule: messenger RNA, 4573 nt
Organism: Phytophthora nicotianae INRA-310
Lineage: Eukaryota; Oomycota; Peronosporomycetes; Peronosporales; Peronosporaceae
Exons: 4
Coding region: 1-4359 (1452 amino acids)
Molecular function (GO): calcium ion binding
Source: RefSeq, a predicted model, not a curated record